GUGUGUGUGGUGGGAGGGGGAGGAGGCUGACGUGCAAGUCGGUGGUUAAUACACCGAAGCUGCGUCUCGCACGUCGAGUGUGGAGCCGCGAGUGCAGAGGACAACUUGCCCCGGACGGUGAAGAGCCGCAAUGAGGAGCGCCCGGAGCCCGCCGCCGAGCUGACCCUGCAGCGCACCAAGAGACAUCCUAUCUCCUCACGACCCUGUCACAGAUCGGGGCUGGGCCGGGCCGGAGCUUGCUUCGCCUUUAUUAUUUUUUUCUCUCUUGAAAACCUUGGAUUUUGUUUUUUUUUUCGCAAGAUCUGGAGAGAGAGAGAGAGAACAUCCGAGCCACAAAAAGAAAUAUUUUCAUCUGUUGCCACACUCUCUGCGAAUCGAUACUUUUUUUUUUCUUUUUUGAGCCGAGGGACUUUUCCUUAUUCUAUUGAUGGGGCUUUUCCUUUAAAGAAAUGAUUUUAUUCCAACGUGCAUGAGCUGCGUCAAACAGCAUUUUUUCCCCACCACCCAUUUGGUUCCUCGCGUCCGACUGCUUUGGAAUACGGUUGUAUUUCUCCCGAAGGAAAACUCUUGUCAAGAUUCACCAAGAGAUGGCUACCCUGCUCCGGAAGAUUGGUCUGAUUCGCCUCCACGACCGAGACACGGACGGUGCGAAACACCAGGGCUCCCGCAAGGCGCCCAAAAGCCAGAAAAACGCCAGCAAGCAGUGCAACUCGAGCAACGAGAGCAUCCUGCUCCAGUCUGACCACCACCACCAUCACUAUCAUAACAACCAUCAGCAGCAACACAGCCACAAGAGGUCUGAGCAACCACCCCCCUCCAUCAAGGACAGCAACAAGGACAAACAGCAGGCCGGCAGCAAGGUGCCCCCGGCCGGCAGCAGCAGCAGCAGCAGCUCCAUCCCCGGGCAACCCCCCAACAAGCAGCACUGCGCUCAGGUCCGCAGCCGCAGGCUCAUGAAGGAGCUGCAGGACAUCCGCAAGCUGACGGAUCACUUCAUCAGCGUGGAGCUGGUGGAGGACAACCUCUUCGAGUGGAACGUCAAGCUGCUGCAGGUGGACAAGGACUCGGCGCUGUGGCAGGACAUGAAGGAGACGAGCACCGAGUGCAUCCUGCUCAACCUCAACUUCCCGGAUAACUUCCCCUUCUCGCCGCCCUUCAUGAGGGUGCUGAGCCCCCGGCUGGAGAACGGCUACGUGCUGGACGGAGGCGCGAUCUGCAUGGAGCUGCUGACCCCGCGGGGUUGGUCCAGCGCCUACACUGUGGAGGCAGUCAUGAGGCAGUUUGCAGCCAGCCUAGUCAAGGGACAGGGACGGAUUUGCAGAAAAGUAGGGAAAACAAAGAAAGCUUUCACUCGUAAAGAAGCUGAAGCAACAUUCAAAAGUUUGGUGAAGACACAUGAGAAAUAUGGCUGGGUUACUCCACCUGUAUCUGAUGGUUGAGCCAUAGCGCUCCCUCCAUUUUCAACCACAAAAACACUUUCACCUUCUCCGUGCUGUGUAUGAUCCAUUCCUUCUAUUUCAGCUUCAGUUAGACAUGGCGAUACUAAGGAGACAUUUAUGUUAUUUAUGGAGAGAGAUGUUUACAGAUAAAUGCCUAAAGGGAUUUUUAUUUUGGGGGGGAGAUCUGUUUGAUCGCUGAGAUCGGGUUCAAUUGAAUUUGGUUGUGCUUCAUUGUAUUUGCAUCAUUUCCCUAUCCUACUACAGUUUAUUAUGCUUCUCUCCAUCUUAAUGAACAAAUGGCAUCAAAUGUUCCAUUCGUUGCCAUUCCACUAAUUUAAAUUUAAAUGAAGCAGUUAAUAUUUAAUACCCAGGUGGCAAGCAUAAGUUGACAUUUUGCUGUGCUGUUUUCACAGGUCAAUGGUCAAUGCAACUUGAAAAUUGUAAUUUCUGUGGAGCUGUGCUCUAUCGUGGCUAAAAUUAAAAUUCUACAUGUCAUGUAGCUGGUUAUUGAUCAUGGAAAAUGAACUGUUCUAACUUCAACUCCAAUGAAGCAAAAAUAGGAGGGUUAAUGUGUUUCAGCAGCAUUAUUGAUUGGCAUUACUGUACAUUAUUUAUGAAAAUAGUCUUUGGCAGUGGGAACCACCUCUGUAAUUCAAAUCAACAUCUCACAGGGUUAAUGUGCCUAUGUGGUAAAUAAUGUCAGGGUUAAUAAUAGAAUUGUAAAUCAAAUGUGUGUGGAACUAAGGAAAGCAACAUGCUCAUGAUAGAUUGUAGAGGAAUAGUUUUAAGACAAUGCAGUGAUACAUUUCAAAAUCCUGCAAUAAAUACGUCUUAAAUGACUCAGAUGUUUUAAUUCCUACUGUAUCUGCAUGUUUAAGGAAUCAGUGGUUGCUAGUUUGCUGAAAGAAUGUUGCUGUCAUUUGUUCUGUGUCAAGAGCUAUUACAUUUUGUCAAGUGGUAAUGACAUUUGUGUUUUUUUGUUUAAUUUAUUUGUGAUUUGCCAAAUGCCUAUCCUUCUGAGCAUGUGACAGACAUUCUGACCGAAGGGAAAAACCUCAAGGAAACAAGUUGGUUAAAAGUGUCUGAAUGAGAUCAAUUGCACUUAUGUUGUAUAGUUCUUUAAUGACCAAGUAAUUGGGGAGGCAUGUAAAAGGCAAAGAAAGUCACAAGAAUGGAAGAAAAUAUCAUAUCCGACAGAAAAUAAAUGCUCUUUUUAACCUGC
Chiloscyllium plagiosum (whitespotted bambooshark) is the source of this 2661-nucleotide messenger RNA. RefSeq names its product ubiquitin conjugating enzyme E2 QL1 (gene ube2ql1). The record is from RefSeq and is a predicted model, not a curated record. NCBI's taxonomy places the organism in Eukaryota, Metazoa, Chordata, Chondrichthyes, Orectolobiformes, Hemiscylliidae.